AUGCUACAUACGCCUUUACUUUCUUGCUUAACCAUCCCAGCCUUGCUCGCUUGCCAGGCGUGGGCGCAGCAGAACUUUACAAUAGCGGGAGGCCAGGUUUAUACUCCUGGAAUAGUAAUAUGGAAUGCGCCUCAACCAGGGACGCCGCUCGGUGGAGUAGAGCGGUCAACAGAGACUCUGCAUGUGUCUCUGGACGUGACGGCCAAUGGCAAACUCAACCUGCCUCCGUACGACCCUGAUAGUCCGACGCAGAUCCACAACAUUACCAUGUUCCUCUACAGCAGGGAUACGGGCCUGAACCUGACGGUCAACAACGGCAGCGCCGACAUAUCUGGCAGCGAGCGCCUCAUCAUGUCGCAGGAGCCCGGGAGCACCGUCAAGCACAUCAACUGGCCCUGGCCCGAGUGCCUGGUUGGCGACGGCCAGCCGCGCGGUGCCGACGACCGCCGAGGCGCCUACAACAUCUCGAUCCGGCAAAGCUUCCGCCUCAACGGCCAGGAGCACUACACCAUCUUCGAUGUGCCCAUCUCCGUCACGAACCGCAUAGACGGCGGCCUCAGGCCGUCGUGCGAGAGCCUCAACAACCCGCUCCUCAGCGAGAGUGAGGUCGAUCCGAGCACUGUAAACGACGUUGGGGUCCUUUUUGCGCCCGGGGACGCCACGCAGAUUCAGUAUAUCCCCAACAAGGACAAGGACCUACCCGAAAAUGGACUUGGGCCUUCUCGAGGGUCUGAUGCUCAGGGGCUGGGGGGCGGAAACGUUAUUGGUUGGGCUGGAGGGGCUUUAUGGACUGCUUUGGUGGGGAUUGUUCUGAACCUUAUUUUCUAA
This is a messenger RNA of Pyricularia grisea, 828 nucleotides long. RefSeq lists its product as uncharacterized. The record is from RefSeq and is a predicted model, not a curated record. NCBI's taxonomy places the organism in Eukaryota, Fungi, Ascomycota, Sordariomycetes, Magnaporthales, Pyriculariaceae. The coding region runs from base 1 to 828 and encodes 275 amino acids. The transcript has 2 exons.